Messenger RNA from Adineta ricciae, 5115 nucleotides. NCBI's taxonomy places the organism in Eukaryota, Metazoa, Rotifera, Eurotatoria, Adinetida, Adinetidae. The record is from the annotation of a GenBank genome assembly.
AUGUCGAAACGUGGUACUCAACGAACUCGUGGCAGUACUAAACCUGCAAGUAGUGCUAAAGCUUCCGCUACCCUUAACACACAUGGGAUCACUGCAGUGACCUUAUUUUCUGCAGGAGAAGUAUCAUUUUCCUCUGGAAUCGACGAACACGGCAUUGAUGAUAAUAUUGAUUCGGAUUUACGAGUGAUUUUACGGAAAUUAACAAAAAAAGAUUCAACAACCAAGAUUCGAGCGUUCAACGAAUUACGUGACUAUUGUGAUGCAAAUGAAAAAGAUGACAAGAUUCAGGCUAUUCUACCAUUUUUCGUUUCACAUUACCGCAAAUGGUCGAUCGAUCCUGAUCAACGCGUUCGUGAUGAAUGUCAAUUAACAUUUGACACCAUUGGUACGCGCAUGCAAAAGAAACUUCUACCACAUUUAAAAACUCUCCUACCAAUUUGGUUAAUGGCUCAAUGUGAUUCUUACGCACCAGCUGCGUCGAAAGCGAAGUUUCUCUAUACGAAAUUGUUUUACAGUGUAGAAAGACAAGCUGAAGCUGUCUAUUUUGCUGGAAAUGAAAUUAUGACAACAUUAACUGAUGAAAUCAAUCAAUGUUCAGAUGCUCUUAAAGACAAGAAAGAAAACGAAAUGGAGACUGAUGAUGCACAUGAGAGACGAUUAACACAAGUUCUGUUAGCCUUGGCCUUGUUCUUGAAUUAUUUAGAAGAAAAGAAACGUGCGGAAUUAACAGGUUAUUUCAAAACUAUAUUCGAUUCCGGGAAAUUUUGGAAACUAGAUCAAAUCAAAUCAAUUAAAAUUCAAAGUUCGUUCUAUCGUUGUCUCGAAGACUUAAUUACCCUUAUUCCAGACGUCAUGUGUGAAUAUAAAGUGAAAAUCAUUCCACUUGUUUUCCAUUCAAUUAACGAAACUGAGCCCAAACUUUGUCCUGUCAUAUGGGAAUGUUUAAUCCUUUGUCUCGAUACGUUUGAUGAUUGUUGGUCAUUAGUUAAAUAUCAAAAAGCGUUUUUACCGAAAUUAUACGCCUUUUUAAGACAUGCUUGUCAUGGAAAUGUUUUCGGAGUGAAAGAUUGUUUUGUACGAUUGUUACAAAAAAUACCGGAAGAGAUUAUCAACGAUAAGACGACCUAUCGAUUCGUGGAAAACUUCUUUUCUGCUAUGGAAGAUGGAAUUAUUUCGAUUAAAGGACGGCAACAAAUGACAAGCGUCAGUUCAUUAUUAAAUGCUUACAUGGAUUGUUUACUCUACAUCUUAGACCAUCACUCUACUGACCAACUUGCUUUUCUUAGUGAACGAUUGGUACCAAUGAUACGUUUGUCAUUGAUUGAUAAAGAUUGUUCAUUUCGAAAUGUCUUCGCUCGACAAUAUGUGCCUGUUUUGAACUCAAUCAAAUCAUUUCGACUUUAUCGUGAUCAUCUGAAUAGUGUUUCAUCAUUAUUUCAUAAUCUAAUCAAUCAACCAUCAACAACAACAACAGAAUCGAAUGAUCUCAAGUACAUCUUCGAUCAAUCGGCUGUUCUCUUUGAUACGAUACUUUCUCCUCCGAAAUUGAAAAACUUACGCUUUGCAGUAACAACAAUUAAAACAUCAUCAUCAACUGAUCUGUCAUCAAUCGAUUCGGCUACAUUUCAAGCUGAAGAUACGGAUGACAUUGACAAUAACGAUCAAAAAGAUAAAUAUCUGACUGGCUUCGCUACAAAAUUAUGUCAAGAUUGUUUUCAAUUUUGCCUGAAUAAUCCGACGCAUCCUGCAUUUGAAAAUAGUUUAGAUCUAUUUACACGUCUAUUAAACUCGUCAGCAUCGAAUAGUACUGAAAUCAUAACUAAACUAGCAGAAAAUUUGGAUUCAACAACUACUAUUCCCGAAUUAUUCUAUCUGAAUUACGCAAGACCAUUGAUAACAGUUGCCAUUGAACAACAUUGUUCAUUGGAUCAUAUUGUCGACUUAACUAUUCAAGUAUUGAAUACGUUCGAUUCAUCGGAAACCAUCGUCGAACGUGUUCUUGCUGAUCUAAUCAAACUUGAAUCAUCUCGUCGAUUCUACUUUCUCUUAGCUUCGAUUGUUUGCCGUUACGAAUCGUCGCCUUCAUUUCAUACAUGGCUACAAAACCAUGGUGUUCUCGAACAAUUAUUAAACAUGACAGCUAGUGUGACAAAAUCGAGUGAAAAUCCCGAUUUAAACUUCCCUGUUUCAACCGAAGAAUUUCAGUUACUCUCAUCAUUACUUUGUUCAGCGAAACCAACUCAGUUUUUGACAUCCAUCCAACAAGAACAAAUCGUUUAUCUUGCCUGUCGUCUACUUGAACAGCAAACACCUUCAGUGAAUGAUUCCGAUUCACACAAAGACCUUAUUCAAAGUAUUGAUCAUGUUGCUAGACAUCUAUUUCAAACAAUUAAUAGUACAUAUAUGAAUCAAUCGACGAAAAAUCUCUUUCAACUCUACGUUCUCAAUGAUAUCAACAAUCUAAUCCGAAAAAAUACUGAUUUAAGUCUUCAUCAACGUUCGAUUUGGCUAAUCGCGAUAAAACAAUCGAAAAAGGUUUCUAAAGAUAUUUUUCAACAUCUCAUUCAACUUCUCGUCUCAUAUAUUCCGACACAAUCUGAUAACGAACUUUUCGUCGAUAUGAUCAUUUCAAUUUGUCAAGAUGAAACAAAUUUAGCUGAAGAAUUGUAUUCGAAAUUAUUACAACGUAUUUCCCUAUCAAACGAUUUAAUUCAUGAAUCAUGGAUUGUCGGUAUUCUUCAUGGAUGGCUGUUACCUGAUCAGACAAUUGAUAUGAAAUUUUCCAAUAAAAAAUUCUCCGAUUCCGAUCGUUUUCUGGAUGUUCAAUUUCUUUGUUUAUUGGCUAUUCGUCAAUAUGAAUUGAACUCUUACCUUUGGACAAAUGAUGAAUUGAUAAAAAGUUUAGUUUUGAAUUAUUAUUUGUUUCAAUAUCGUUGUGUCGAUGUGAAACCGUUGCAUAUUCUCUUCGAACGUUUAUUCCUUCUCUCGACAUUUUCUAUCGACUUGAAUCUGAUUGAAAAAUCGUCACUCUCCAAUGAAUUCUAUUCCGAAUUGAUUUAUUAUCAUCUCUACUGUCAAAUCAAAGAUCGAUAUUUAACAAUCAAUCAACGUGAUGAUAUUAUUCAAUAUACAUUGAUCGCGGGUAACAACGAUGAAUUCAAUUGCCAUUUAAUUCUCGCGUCGUUCUUUCGUGAGUCUCAAUUGAAAAUUUUAAUUCCGUAUUUGAUCAAACAAUGUCAAGAAGAACAACGAAGCGAAUUGACUUUAGCAGCAUUGAAUCAAGCGCUAAUUCGAAUGAAUAAACUAGGAAUUAUAUUUGAGAAAGAAUACUUGAAUCAAAUCUUAGAAGUGCUAAUGAAAUCCAGUCUAUCGUCGAAGGAAUUGCUUCAACUAAUACAAUUAUGGAAUACUUUAAUUAAUCAUGGAACAUUUGUGUAUCAGUUUGAACAAGCUCAUUGGGAUCAUGUUUUAUGUUUGAUAAGUGAUCUAUUUCAACAGUUAACAAAUAUUCAGCAACAAAUUCAACAAGAAUUUACCUUGAGAACGGAAUUUCUCUUUAUCCAUGCGGCGAAUUUGCUAACAACAGUUGGAAAUCUUUUGACAAACGCAACGAAACAAGAAGAUACUGAAGGAUUUAGUAAACAGUUGUUAGAGGAAUGGUUAGUUCUCUAUAGUAAAGACAUCUAUCAAGGUCUACUACCACUCUACAUCGCAUUGCCUAGUGCUUUAGCAGAAUUUUCUGCAUUUCAUGUAACUAAUGAAAUGGUCAAAUCAAUCUGUUGUGCUAUUUGUACAAUUCCAACAGAUUAUCUUGUUUCGAACAGUCUAAAACCACUUUUCCAUUCAUCGGAUAACCAAUCAACUCUCUCCGAUCACAUUCAAACUGUAUUCAAUCAUCUCUAUCGUUUACUUUGUCUAACUCCGAACCGUUCAUUGCAAUACUCUGCCUAUCAUCUUUUGAAUAAACUCCUUCCACAUAUCGCUCCGACUCUCAUUCAAACAACGAAUGAUGAAAAUAUUGCGGAGGACAAUCACACAUGUCAACUACUUGGUUCGAUGAUUGAAGCAUUAGAACGAACGGAAAACACCAUUGGUCAAUUAUUAAACGAAAACGAUAUCGUCGAAGAGCAUCUUCUCGAUGAUAACGGACACGAAAUGCUUUCUUAUGCAUCCCCAACAACCGUUAAAACUGAUAAAGAACAUCUGAUUAUCGGUGAACUACUCAAUUAUAAAUUACUAUUGAAUUCAAUCAAUUGUUAUUCAUCUGUGGAACAGCGUUACACAUAUGCAUUGAUGUUACAAGAGAAAAAGCUAGUCGAUCGUUUUCUCUCGAUCGUAUUAGGAUUGAUCCCAGCCAAUCCAGUUUACAAUGAUCCAUUGUCAAUGCAAGUCUCCUCAAUAACGAAGAAAUUCACACAUUCUAAGUCGAUGUUCGAGAAUGACGUCCAACUCAGCCCAGCAAGUGAUGUGAAUUCGCAAUACACAGUUCCACAUUUGGCUUGCUCAGUUUACUUUCAAUGCUUGAGUUUAAUUCCUGCUCUUGUUCGAGAAUGGUAUUCGAAUCAACCGAAGCGUAUUCGUGAUGCUGUGGAGCGUGUAACACAAAAAUAUGCUAGUCCUAUACUCAUCCAGCAAGAAUUGGAUUCAGCAUCGUCAUUAAAAGAAGUCAAUAUAGGCGAAGCAGGUCAAUUUACAGUGAGAAAACAUUCAAAUACUCGUGAAAUAACGGCUGUCUAUAACAUUGAAACUUCUCGAGUGGAGAUCUGUGUUCGUCUACCAGCAAAUUAUCCACUGAGUAUAGCAACUAUUGAAUGCACACAUUAUGUUGGAUUUACUAAAGAUCAGUGGAAUAAAUGGAUGUUACAAUUGAAAACAAAUCUUACACAGAAUAAUGGUGCUAUUGCUGAUGGUUUAACGCGCUGGAAACAAAAUAUCGAUAAGAUGAUGCAAGGAAUUGAAGAGUGUUCAAUUUGCUAUUGUAUUUUACAUACGAAUAACGAAUUGCCUAAGCGGACUUGUCGCACAUGCAAAAAGAAAUUUCAUGAUGCCUGCUUAUUUCGUUGGUUUCGAUCAUCAAAUAAAUCAACUUGUCCACAUUGUCGUGCAAACUUUUAA